This is a messenger RNA of Petromyzon marinus (sea lamprey), 8634 nucleotides long. It is a transcript of the gene ATRN, whose product is annotated as attractin. NCBI's taxonomy places the organism in Eukaryota, Metazoa, Chordata, Hyperoartia, Petromyzontiformes, Petromyzontidae. The record is from RefSeq and is a predicted model, not a curated record. Gene Ontology annotation, cellular component: Golgi apparatus. Gene Ontology annotation, molecular function: protein binding.
AGGGGGAGCGGCACCACUCUGCAUGUUGAACGUCUCUCCCCCCCACCACCAAGCCCUCUCACGGUGGUUCCCCUCCCUCUGAAGUCCCCUCUCAGCAUCUCCCUCCUCCUCCUCCUGUCUCCCUCCUCCUCCUCCUGUCUCCCUCCCUCCCCCCAAGGCACCACCACCAGCGGCGGCAGAAGCGGCAGCGGAAUCACUAAAGCGAGUCCGCGGACGGAAAGGAUCCACACAUACGUAUUGGGCAAUAUUAACAACGACGAGAGCGACGGUAGGGGCUGAUAAAGCACCGAAGGUUGGUGGUGGUGGUGGUUGUUGUUGGGAAUUACUCGAGGGAGGGUAGAAGGAGGCUCAAUGCGAAGCGGAGGAGGACGACGACGAUGAUGAUGCUGCUGCUUGCCGCUGCCGAGUCUUCGAACAUUCAGGGGAAACCACGCGGCCAGCCCGAGUCUUCUUCGCACAGCAGGCAGGCAGGCGAGCAGGCGAGAGUCAAAUAAAAAGACACUUCAAGCGCCGUCUCGCGUUGGGUGGUGGUGGUGGUGGGGGGGUGGUAGGAAAAUAAAACUACGAGGAGGAAGGAGUCGCAAACCCCGCCGAGGGAACACGGCGAAGAAGGUUCGGGGUGGGGGGGUGGUGUUGGUGGUGGCAGAGUCGAGAGACGCCGCUGAAUAUGGCGGCUCCGGCUGCGGGAGUCUCCGCGGCUGCUCUCGUGACACCGCGGGCCUGGCGCAGGGGGCCGGCGGCGGCGGCGGCGUCCCGCGCCUUCGGAUCUGCGGGAGGCGAAGGUCGUGACGCCGGGUCUCUCCGAAGCCCACCGGGAAGAGGAGGCGGUGAUGGAGGAGGCGGUCGUGAUGGUCGUGGCCCCCCAAGUGCAGCUCGGCCGGGAGAAGCUCCACCGGCGGUUGUAGGUGGACGUGUUGGCGGUGCGCGUCGAGCAGGUCCUCUCGUCGUCGCCGGAGGUCUACCGCUACUCGGCGGUGGACGAAGCCGCGGCGGUGCCGGCGCAAGGAGAAGCCCUGCGGGUUGCGGCCACGUCCUGUGCCGCUACGCCGCAGCCUACACCGCGCUGUGCGCCCUCCUCUGCUGCUGGGCGGGAGCCGAGGCCGGCCCGGCCGAGUGCGAUCGCUGGACGUGUGUCAACGGGCGAUGCGCCGACUCCUCCUCGUCGUCGUCCUCCUCGUCCUCCUCCUCCUCGACCUCCUCAUCGCCCACGGGAGAGCAGCAGCAGCAGCCCCAGUGCGUGUGCGACCAGGGCUGGAUGGGCGAGCUGUGCCAACACUGCGGAGGCCGCUUCAAGUUAACGGAGCCUGUUGGGGUCAUCACUGAUGGUCCCAGCAACUACAAAUAUAAAACCAAGUGCUCGUGGCUCAUCCAGGGAGCUAAGAAUGUGGAGCUACGGCUGCGAUUCAACCACUUCGCCACCGAGUGCAGCUGGGACCACAUGUACGUGUUCGACGGGGACUCCAUUUACGCUCCGCUGCUGGCUGUCUUCAGCGGACUCAUCGUGCCGGAGAACCGGGCCAACGAGAGCAUCCCCGAGGUGGUGGCGCGCUCCGGAAGCGCCUUCCUUCAUUUCUUCAGCGACGCGGCCUACAACCUCACGGGAUUCAACAUCUCGUACAGCUUUAACUCGUGCCCAAACAACUGCUCGGGGCAUGGGCGGUGCAACAGCUCGGGCGGUGCGCACUGCGUGUGUGACGAGUUCUGGAAGGGCGGAGCGUGCGACGUCCCCUACUGCGGCGACAACUGCGGCAGCCCCGUGCGCGGAUUCUGCGACCUGCCGGGCAAGAAGUGCUGCAUGUGCAACAGCAGCUGGCAGGGACCCGACUGUUCGGUGACGGUGCCCGCCAACGAGUCGUACUGGAUGCUCCUGGACGAUGAGUACUCGGGUAUCGCGCGAGCAUCGCACAAGGCCGUUGUGCACAAUGGCAGCAUGUGGAUCGUGGGUGGCUACGCGUUCAACUACUCGGGCUUCCCCAUGGUGCUCAGUUAUGAUUUGAAGACGAACACGUGGCCAGCACUGAAGCGCAUCGAGAUCCCAUUUUAUCCACGCUACGGCCAUUCCCUCUCUCUGCACGGGGACAACUUGUACAUGUACGGCGGCAAGAUCGAGACGCCGGGCGGCAGCGUGACGGACGAGUUGUGGGUGUUCCACGUGCCGAACCAGACGUGGUCGCACCAGGUGCCCUUGCCCGGCACCCCGCGCGGCCAGUUUGCCGCCGUGGGCCACUCGGCGCACGUGGCCACGCUGGACACCGGCGAGGUCGUCAUGUUCGUGUUCUUUGGGCACAAUCCCACCUACGGGUACCUGAGCAAGGUCCAGGAGUACAACAUCAAAACGAACUCGUGGCGCAUCCCUGACACCAACGGGGCGCUGGUACUGGGGGGCUACGGCCAGAGCAGCGUGUACGACUCCCUCGGCCGGGCCGUGUUUGUGCACGGCGGCUUCAAGGCCUUCAGCAUGAACCGCAACAGCCUGACGGACGACCUGUACCGCUUCGACGUCAACACGCGCACCUGGACCAUCCUCACGAGCAGCGGCCUCUGCCGCUACCUGCACUCGGCGGUGAUCAUCAGCGGCACCAUGUUGGUGUACGGCGGCAACACGCACAACGACACGUCCGUCAGCACUGGCACCAAGUGCUUCUCCUCCGACUUCAUGGCCUACGACAUCGCUUGUGACGAGUGGUCGGUGCUCCCCAAGCCUGACUUGCACACGGAUACGGACCGCUUUGGCCACACCGCUGUGGCUCACAACGGCUCCAUGUACAUAUUCGGCGGCUUCGACAGCCUGCUGCUGCAGGACCUGCUGGUGUACACGCCGCUCAGCUGCGAGGUGUUCUCGGAGCGCGAGCGCUGCGAGGGCGCGCGGCCCGGCCUGCGCUGCGUGUGGAACAGCACGCGCUGCCUGCCUGUAGGCUCCGAGUACGGCAUCGGCACCCACAACGUCACCUGUCCCCAGAAACGAGCCGCCACUGAAAAGGUGUGCAGCAUGUUCAAGGAUUGCGGAAGCUGCACCUCCAACUUGGCCAGCUGCCAGUGGUGCAGUGGUUCCUGCACGCCCUUAGAGUCCAACUGCACAGUGGAGCCGGUGAUCAACUUCAGCCAGUGCCAGGUCCGAGCUGAGGACACCUGUGCCAAACUCCCCAGCUGCCUGGGCUGUGUCAACGACUCCAUCUGUCAGUGGGAGAGCAAGAACCAGCAUUGCAUGGCUGUGCCAGACCACAUGUGCGGGGACGGCUGGGACCGCGUGGCUGAGUCCUGCUACAAGAUCAACACGAGCGUGGUGAACUAUGACAACGCGCGCAUGGACUGCAUUAGUCACAACGGCAUCCCCGCCUCGCUCACCACCGCCAAGGAAGUGGAGCACGUGCUGGCCAAGCUGGCCCUCAUGACCAACGAGCUGAUGCCAUGGGUCGGCUUGCGUGGCCUCAACGUGUCGCACUGGCGCUGGGAGGACGGCGCCGCCUUCACCAACUCCACGCUGGUGUGGGAGGCUAACGAGCCGAGUGGCUCGGGGUUCUGCGCCGUGCUGUCGCCCCCCAGCCAGGCGGGCCGCCUCAAGGCCUACACGUGCACGGAGUUGACCCGCGGCAGCGUUUGCGAGAAGCCCGUCGUGAACCCGAACCAGAACGCGCGUCAGUGCCGCAUGCCGUGCGCGGCGCGGCGUACCUGCGCCGAGUGCGCCAGCGGCAGCACCGACUGCAUGUGGUGCAGCAACGCCAAGCGCUGCGUGGACGCCAACGCCUACGUGCCCUCCUUCCCCUACGGCCAGUGCAUGGAGUGGCACACGAUGAACGCCUGCCCACCGGAGAACUGCUCCGGCUACCGCACGUGCGCCGGUUGCAUGGAGCAGCCAGGCUGCGGCUGGUGCAACGAUCCCAGCGACACGGGCAAGGGCCAGUGCAUGGAGGGCUCGGCAACGGCACCCGUCACCGUCAACGGCACGCGGGCCACGCUCAACACCAGCAUGUGUCGGGAGGACCGUUCAUUCACAUGGAAUUUCAUCACCUGCCCAGACUGCCAGUGCAACGGACACAGCACGUGCGUCAACGCGACGGUGUGUGAGCAUUGCAGCGACCUCACGAUGGGCAAGCACUGUGAGACCUGCUCGCCCGGAUACUACGGGGACCCCACCAACGGCGGCUCCUGCCAAGGGUGCAAAUGCAACCACCAUGCCACGGACUGCAACGCGCAAACGGGCAAAUGCUACUGCACCACCAAAGGCAUAAAGGGAGACCAAUGCCAGCUGUGUGACAUAGACAAUCGGUAUCUGGGAAAUCCUCUGAAGGGCACCUGCUACUACAGCCUGCUGAUUGACUAUCAGUUCACAUUCAGCCUAUCGCUGGAGGACGACAAACAUUACACCUCCAUCAACUUCAUGGCCACGCCGGAGGAGUCAAACCGAGACCUCGACAUGUUCAUCAACACAUCCAAGAACGUGAACCUCAAUAUCACUUGGUCUUCCGGCUCCACAGCGGGCACAAUGAUGGGCGAAGAGGUGCUCAUCGUUUCGAAGGCUCAGAUCCGUGAAUACAAAAGCUCCUUUUCAAACGAGAAGUUUGACUUUCGAGGAAACCCCAACAUCACCUUCUACGUCUACGUCAGCAACUUCACGUGGCCCGUCAAGAUACAGAUUGCCUUUUCGCAGCACAGCAACUUUAUGGACCUGGUGCAGUUUUUCAUCACAUUUUUCAGUUGUUUCCUUUCUCUCCUGUUGGUGGCGGCCGUCGUUUGGAAAAUCAAGCAGAGCUGCUGGGCCACGAGGCGUAGAGAGCAACUAAUGCGGGAGAUGCAGCAGAUGGCGAGCCGGCCAUUUGCCAGCGUGGACGUGGCUCUUGAGAGCGAGGAGGAGCCACCCGACCUCAUCGGAGGCAGCAUCAAGCGCUCGCCGAGGAAUUUGUCAAACGUCCCAAUGCAGACCAUACCGCAGCCAAUUGCGAUGGAGCCAUGCGCAGGGAACCGUGCGGCCAUAUACUCAGUGCUGGUGAGACUGCCCCGGGGUUUGAACGCCUGCCCACCGCCCGGACAGUCAGGUCUUGCCUUGGCGAGCGCGCUGGUGGAUAUCUCACACUACAAGCCCAGUGAAUCCAAGGAGAAGGCAGCAGCUGUUCGGAACCGCAAGCACCACCCGCCCGCCCAACCCGGAACUUGUGUAUGAAGCAGGCCAGACGGCUUGCCCUUGGGCCCACCAUCCAGCCCACCGUGCAAUCGACAAGCCAGCCAGCCGAAAAAAGAAACAGCCAGUGGCAUGGCCAACCUGCCACUCAGCCUGCCACCCAUCGAGGCUACUUGCCCGGUCUUUCGUCAGCUUUGAGUCUAGGGCAGCUGGACAAAGCGUGGGUGUGGAUGGAUGGACGGGAAGAGAGCAGUGAUGGAGAUUGGUUUGAGGGUUUGGUUGAGCAGCAAAGGAAGUCCUGUCCGUUAUUCCAGUGAAUGUGUUUUAGAGAUUAAUUAGAGCGGCGGUGUAAAAUACAUGCAAUUGUGCGCGCUCGGUUUGGGAUUUAAGCCUCGGUGUCUGUCCCACAGUGUGUUUCAUUGAUUUUUUUCACAAGUCACCGAGUAUUGUUUCGUCACUUUACAAAGACCAAUUACCGUCUGCGUUGCGAGUGUGCGUAUGCGGGCAUGCUUGUGGCGUGUGUAUAUGUGUGUGCGCGCACACGUGUGUGAACUUGCGCGCGUGCAAGCUUUGCGUGCUCUGCCAUGCAUACUUCACGCGUGUGCACAUCUACUGCACGUGCUUUUGGCUGGCGAGUAGACUGGUUUAUUUGUUUACGGAUUGCUGACCUUACUAGUUCCCUUACGCUCAUUUAUAGAAUUAGUCUUAGAAAGCAAAGAUUUGAUUUUAACAAAUUAAAAGGACAUCGAGCUAACUUCCUUUCGCGAGAGCUGAAAUAACCUUUAGGUUUCACGAGUAAUUUUUGUUAAUUACCUACCUUGUAACAAAAUGGUGUACAGAAAGGAAUAUUCAUGAACGUACUACUAAUAAUAAUACUAUAUUCCACGCAGAAUCGUGUUAAUAGUCUUCACUCUAGACUGGUUCUUAAUAGUGGCUGAGUUUCUUUAAUGAUGAUGAGCUUCACAGUGAUGUGGCCCUAAUUAGGGGUAAUUACAGGAGGUGGAGGAAUAUUCUUCUUUCCACAUUGCUCAUGAGCAUUUGAGCUCAUUUAGCAAGCGAGGAAGGGGGACGGGGAGAUGAGGGGUGCCGGUGUGUACCCACGAGAACAAAUCGCUACUUUUUAUUUUUAUAUUGUCAUUCACAUUGUGCUUAUAAGCCUGGAAGUCCAAACGUUAACCUUCUGAAUUAAUGUAAGACUCCUAAGAGGUACUUUCAACUUAGAUUUCUCGUUCUUUUUUCACUUUCUGGCAAGUUAUCGUUCCUAGCUUAUGUUCCUUUAUUUAGUUAACACGCUGUCAACCCAAACUCGAAGCAGAAAAGACGUGGGACUGAAGAGACAUUCCUUAUUUGAAAUGAAUGCUAAUUUUUACACGUGCGGUUUUUUUUUUUGCUCUAUUUAUUUUCGCGCAAGAGGAGUCUUGCGGUCGCUGUUUCUCGCUCGGUCUCUCAACAACAGGAAAAGGAGAGAGACCCGGAGUGCGUUUCACGUCUCGUCGAAACGAAACCAAGUACCGUCGUGAAAACCAGAAGCCUGCCCACCCACCCCCCCCCCCUUUGUCAGUCACGAUGUCGUCUGCCACACUGUGUAUGGUAGUCAAAUGCCCGAUAUGCAAUGAAUUGUAAUAUAAACACCGCACACAUGAAAUGUACAAUAUCGUAUGGCAGUAACUUGAGUUGUCUGUAAGCGGCCGCCACUUUGUGUGUGCGCGCUUUAGCCCUUUGGGAACGACGUGGGCACCGUUGCAUUUAUGUUUUGCUUGGAUCGAAACUCUGUCUUGUAUAAAAAUAAAAUGGGGAGGGGGGGAAGUGAGAAGAAUAAAAGAAAAAGCUACAAAAAAAGAAUAAAACUCAAAAAAUCCUGCGGGGGCAAGGGAGGGAAUGAAAGAAAAGCAAGAGAAAUAUUACAACACAAAUUACCGAGCAAUAUAUCUGCAUAACUAUAGAGAGAGAGAGAACAACUUUCUAUGUCUGCAUGCAUCACAGUUGUGCUCUUCCCCACCCACCACCACCACCACCCCGGGCAAGAAAUACACAAGGCUGUGUGUGUGUGAUCUUUAUCAACAACAAAAAAGAAACAAAUGAAGACUGUUUCUCGCAUUAGAUAUGAUGACAUAUCUGUAAAAUGUUAGCAAAUGUAUUAAACAGAAAAAAAGAUUUAAAAAAAUAGUUUUUUGAUUAUGUUUACUGUAAAUAUGUGCUGUUGUUGACGCCAACUGGCAGAUUGCAGAGUCGUGAGAGAGAAAAACAACUCCCAAGUAUUGCGCUAUCAAGAAUUCGUGUGCCCCGAUUACUGCGGAUUUGGGGGUUGAAUGCGAGGCCCGAGAGAGCGCCGCUCCCCUCUGACUCUCGCUGCCCCACGACCCUGAACCCCCUUUCGGUACGACGACGAAGAGAGAGAGAGAGUGAUGGCACAGUGGUUGUUAUACUCACACGCACGCGCGCACAUUCGCUUUGAACCCGUCUGUCCGCAGCAUGUCCGGCGCAGACACCUUCGGCCUCGGCUGUAAGCGAACGAGGUGGAGGCGUCACGGAUACAUCACGAACUAAUCGCUGUGCUCAAAAGCAAAAGACAAAUGUCAGGGUGGCGAUGAUGAUGAUGAUGACGACGACGGUGAAAAAUGAUUACGACGUGUAAUGUGAUUAGUUGCAUUGUGCUAAACGACAACAUUUUUGCUGUAUUUCUAUUUGCUGAACAACAUGUUGAACUCACUUCGAAUAACUUAGAGCAAGUGAAUGCAGUACACAGACUAUUGUAAUCAAGCACGUAUCUCUGGUUCCCGACUCGGUCGACUACGAUUGAACAAAAUAUUAGUUAAAAAAAAGAAUGAAAUAAAUUAAAUAUAUUGUAGGCCUUGGCUUAUCAGCCUUUUAUUUUAAAUGUGCAGUGUUUCGUGGAAAAGUUGUGGCAUGGAACGUAUAAGCCGUAUAAAUGUCAGUCGUAUUACUUGGCAAAGAAUAAACAAGGAGCCCACAUGUGUAAUGUGUUUUUAUUUUACUUUGGGUUUUUUUUGUAAUGUUGAGGUAAUUAAAUCUGCUUUUUGAUGUUUUUUUUUCCCCCUCUUGAAUUGGGCUGUUGAAUAGAACAGCUAUUACCAAUAACACCCCAGGGUUUAAUAACCAUUUGCAAUCUGUACAAAUUUUAAUCUUUGUAUAUAGCUCGAUGUUUGUAAUGAUUUAUUGGGGGGGGCGGGGAGGAUAAAAAAACAACUGAAAUUUAUACACAUUCCAGAAUAUAGACAGAAGAAUGAGGAAAAAUACAUAAUAAACCUAAUCACAGAUCACCUAUUCUCAAAUCUUUACCUUAUGCUGUCUCCGAGUUGAAGAUAUCCAUGUACUGUCACGGUGUGUGUACAUAACAAAUGUUUACCGUCUUGUCAGAAUUCACACUCGCAUCCCGCGCUAGAAAACAAAUUGUCUUGUUUUUGAUUGGUAAUUGUAAUUAUCAUUAUGAACGACUUUCUGUUAAAACUGUACAUUUUAGAGGUUUCUAAUUAAAUUAAAUUGGAAUUGUACUUUAA